UUUAUCUUGUGCCACAUUCCAACCGAUUCCCUUCAGUCUAUCGUCUGCUGCGCUUGGGAGAAGUACGCUGCUAAACAUGAAACAGUUUAAAGAUUUUCGCUGGUCGGGAAUCAUUUUGGCUCUCGCCUGCACGGUUGCAGCCUCCAAAACCUACAAAUGUUCCGUCAUAAACGAGGCUGGUUUCUGUUUCCUGGAGAACGUCGUCAUUAAUAGUUCAACGAACCUGCAGCAGCUAGAGUUCCCGAAGCAUCCCAUCCUGUUGAUCAAAUCCGGAUCGAUUCCUAACUUCUCGAAGGAAAUCUACAGCCAUUUCGCCGGUGUCCGACUACUGCACAUGUACAACCACACCAGCAUUCGGAAGCUACUGAUCGCUAACAUAAACCUGACCGAGAUAAACCUCCAGCGCAACGGACUGCUGGAAUUCGACGUGGAACCACAGGAAGACCGACACCUGAAAACGCUAACCAUCGUCCACAAUGCGCUCACAACCAUCCCUAAAAACAUUCGCUUUCUGGAGGGUUUGGAGAAACUAUACCUAUACAACAACUCAAUCGAAUACAUCGACCUGGAACUGUUCUCCAAUGUCAGCGCCCUCAAGGUGCUGUCCCUGUACGACAACAAGAUCAAAACCCUGGACUCGAAACUAGGUCUACGAUUCGGGAACCUGCAGACACUUUCGCUUAGCAAAAACCGGCUAACCUUCAUUCCGUACUUUUUCGAUGCAUUCCCCGUACUGAAUGCCAUUUCGCUGCGUAAGAACCUCUGGAACUGCCGCUGGUUGGAAUCCGCCGUGGACCAUAUGGAACAGCGUAAGAUACAAAUCGCUCGGAAGGAUGCCUUCUGUCGGGAUCACUGGGUAGGGGAUAUUUGCUGCUACAAAACGGUGCUGGACUUUCUCUUUCUUAAGCAGCACGAGGAACUACGGCGGGACCGGGAACAGCUGCAGAAACUGUCCCAGCAGAAUCAGGAUCUGAGACAUCUGGUCGAACGGUUGGCCGACAGUGUGCACAAGCUGGAGGAGGGCAGUAAUAAGAUGUGAGGUGGGGACGGUGGAUGUGUGUAUGUGAUAAAAUUUUGUACAAAAAUGCAACUGCACUUUCGGACAUAGUGUGAUUAUUUUUUUAUCGCAUCCGGGACCGUGGAAUGCGGCAUUGCACCGUAGCUGAUGUGAAGGGGGCUGAUAAGUUCGCAGGAAUAACAAGCGAUAUGUGUGGAAAGAUCUGUGAGAGAAGGUCGUUGACACUGGUGAUAAAACACGAAGAAUGUACUGAUAAAAGACAAAGUUGAAAAUUUUGAGUAAAAUAUAAAAAAAAACAAUUUGUGGAAUCAUCUAUGGUUUCUUUGCUUCUAAUUGACAGUGGGGACAUGUUAUAUGCUAUUUCCAUGUUUGCCAUUUAUGGACAUACCAACAAUUAAAAUAAUUUCAUCUAACCAAAAACGCCAUUUUUGUUUGUUUCGAUUAUAGAGGUUAGGGUCAUUUGCCUUUUUUCGAGUUAGAAAAAUCUCUUUUAGGAAAAUCUCAACCCCAUGUGCGGCGUUUGGAAUCGAACCCAAGUGAGCUGCUUAUGAGGAAAUCAAUUUACCAAUUACGCUAUGCCCACCAA
Molecule: messenger RNA, 1604 nt
Organism: Topomyia yanbarensis
Lineage: Eukaryota; Metazoa; Arthropoda; Insecta; Diptera; Culicidae
Product: leucine-rich repeat and death domain-containing protein 1-like
Exons: 2
Coding region: 77-1039 (320 amino acids)
Molecular function (GO): protein binding
Source: RefSeq, a predicted model, not a curated record